GUCAACACCAGGGGCUCACCACCACAGACCACCAAAGCAUCGCCAGAUCCCACGGACGCCGUUGCAUUUUGACGACGUGACGACGCCGGCUGCAAGCGCCCGCGCCGAGCGCCCCUGUCUGCGCGAGCCUGAGGAUUAGCUGCGCUGGGGAUCACUUGCAACCCAACUGCAGCCCCUUCACUCGCAGUAAUAAUUGGUGCCUCAUACAUCCCCUUUGCCCAGCCCAGUCCGCUUCUGGCUCGCCCUCUCCGUGCUUCUCCCGAAACGGCAGCUUUUCGUUCUCCCAAUCCAUCCCCAUCGUCCGCCGUCACAAUGUCUCUCCAAUCUGCGGCCGACGUGCCCAUCCUCAUCACCUCUGCAAACUCGUCGUCUGAGCGCCGAGUAACGCCCUCGUGGAGCAUAGCGCAAUUCAGGACGCGCCUGGAGCCCAUCACGGGUAUCCCGGCCUCCGCGCAGAAGCUCUCGCUGCGGGUGGGCUCCCAGGAUGCCAUUGCCGUCGAGGCCGCCGACGAGGACAACACGCAGCUGGCGGCGUUCCCGCUGCAGGCCUACGCCGAAAUACAUGUCGUAGACACGCGCCCGCCGUCGGCCCGAACCGACUUCUCGGACGUGUCCGCCGUGGCCAAGUACACCAUGCCAAGCACCGAGUAUGAGACGCGCAGCGACAGUGUCCUGGCCUGGAAAAAGGCGCAGAAGCUCGGUCGGUUCGACCCGAACGCGCCCAGCCUGGAGGAGCAGAAGAUUCGAGCCCUGGAAAGGGAGGUCGAAGAGCGAGGCCUUUCGCUCUCCACCCGCAUCCGCCUCCUCCCCCCGACCGACGCGCGGCGCGGCACAAUCCGCUUCAUCGGCCCCGUGCCCGAGCUGCCGGGCCUCGGGCCGUGGAUCGGCGUCGCGCUGGACGAGCCGACGGGCAAGAACGAUGGCAGCGUCAAGGGGGUGCGGUACUUCGAGACGGGAAAGAACCGGGGCGCGUUUGUGCGGCCGGAGCGGUGCGAGCCGGGGGAGUGGGAGGAGUUGGGGGUGGAGGGAGAGGACGAGGAGAUGUAGGUAGGUUUAAGGGAGGAAGAAAAGC
Molecule: messenger RNA, 1072 nt
Organism: Mytilinidion resinicola
Lineage: Eukaryota; Fungi; Ascomycota; Dothideomycetes; Mytilinidiales; Mytilinidiaceae
Exons: 3
Coding region: 313-1047 (244 amino acids)
Biological process (GO): tubulin complex assembly; post-chaperonin tubulin folding pathway; cytoplasmic microtubule organization
Cellular component (GO): cytoplasm; nucleus; microtubule plus-end
Molecular function (GO): microtubule plus-end binding; alpha-tubulin binding
Source: RefSeq, a predicted model, not a curated record